UCCCUUUUUUUUUUUCUUUUCUUGUACAUAAAGCAAAUGGCUACACCACAAAUACCAUUUAUUAGUGCACCUCUUAAAAAAACAGACGAUGUUGAUUGGAUUCAUCCUUUGAAAAAAUAUAUUGCUCGUGUCUAUCAAGAUGAUCCCGAAAAAUAUAAAGAAGAGGUUCAUUCUUUUAAUAGAUUGCGUCAAGACAUUCGUGGUGCAGGAAAGGACAUGACUGGCCGAGAUUUGCUUUACCGUUAUUUUGGUCAAUUAGAAUUAUUAGACUUGCGUUUUCCAGUUGAUGAAAAGCAUGUUAAAAUAUUAUUUUGUUGGUAUGACGCAUUCAACAAUCGUUCAAUUUCACAAUAUUCUCUAGCUUUUGAAAAGGCAAGUAUCAUUUUUAAUGAAGCAGCUACAUUAUCAGCCAUUGCAAGUUCACAAAAUAGAGCAGAAGCUGAAGGUCGUAAACGAGCAUUUCAUUACUUUCAAGCCUCCUCAGGAAUGUUUCAAUACAUUAAUGAUAAUUUUUUACAUGCACCUUCAGAGGACCUUAGUAGAGAGACGGUCAAUAUGUUGUCAGAGCUUAUGUUGGCACAAGCACAGGAAUGCUUUUUAGAAAGUAGUAUUCGUGAAAAGUCCAAGGAUGGGUUGAUUGCCAAGUUGGCAAGUCAUACAGCUUGGGUCUAUGGUAAUUUAGUAGAUGGUCUUGGAGAUGCCCUUACACGAGGUGUAGGCUUAGAUAAAUCCUGGAUAACGCUUUGUCAAGUGAAACAAAAAUACUAUGCGGCUACUGCUCAGGAACAUAAGGCGGCCGCAUGUGAAGCAGAAGGUAAAUAUGGUGAAUCAGUAGCUCGUUAUGCUGCGGCGGAGUCUGCUGCAAGGGAGGCCCUCAAGUUAACAAAUACUUUAACAUCCGCAUUCCUCUCCUCUAAUCAUGCGAAUGGAACUAUUCCUACUGAUGCUGGCGCCGCUAUUCAAGAACUCUGUAAAAAUAAAAGUGCUACUUGUACAGAGAAAUUAACGAUGGCAACAAGAGAUAAUGAUAUGAUUUAUCAUGAAAACGUACCUCAAGAAUCUAUCUUGACUCCUAUCGAUCGUCUUAAGGCGAUUAAACCCAUUCCCAUUGCUGAACUUUAUGGACCUGAUGAAAUGAAAAAGGUCAUUGGAGCCGAUAUCUUUGCUAAAUUGAUCCCGCUUAGUGUUCAUGAGAGUGCCUCUCUUUAUUCAGAAGAAAUUGCUAAAUUGCUUCGUUCUGAGAGUGAACGAUGUGAUAUUGCCAAGGCUGAAUUAAAUGCUUCAUUAGAUUAUAUGAAAUUACCUGGUUCACUUGCAAAAUUUAAGUAUCAGCAUCAGCAACAACAACAACAACAACAGAAAUCGCUUUUAAGAGAGAGUGUCAAUUCCCUUUUAGAUCAUUAUGCAAUACCACCAUCUGAAGUGACAACAUGGGCUGAUCAUAUUGCUGUAGAAGAACGUCGUAGUCAAGUGACUGACUUGAUUCAUACUCUAACAACUUUAAAAACCAGGGCUAAACAAUUAUUGGAUGAAGCAAGUUUAAAACUAGACACAGAGAUGAGAGACUGUGAACAAAAUAGAGUUCAAUACGGAGAUGAUUGGACACAGACACCUUCGAGCUCACUUACAAGUGAAUUUAGACAUGAUAUUACCAAUCAUCGACGCACAUUAGAGGGUGCUUCUCAAUCUGAUAAUCAGCUCAUUAGUAGAUAUGAAUCUGCUCGAUAUAACAUUGAUAUCUUGAAACAAGGUAGUCAAGGACGUGAUCUUGAAAAGGCUUAUACUCAGGCUAUUAUUUCUAUUUUACCUAAUGAUAAACAAAAGGAAAACAAGGCAAAUCUACUUGAUAUUGAUUUAGGAACUGAAAAGGAAGCAGCAAGCCAUUUAGAAGAACAAGUGAAUCAUAUUGAAAAAAUUAUUGAGAAAUUACGAAAGAUUGAAAGUGAUCGAGACGAAACAUUUCGUGAUUUGAAAGAAAAGACAAUGCAAGAUGAUAUUUCUCAAAUUUUGAUUUUGAAUAAAAAGGCAAAUGUAGAACAACACAUCUUUGCCUCUGAACUCGAAAAAUAUCGACCUCAUCAACAACGUAUUACAGCCACUAUACAACAUCAACAAACGGUAAUCAAGGAGUUGACAGCCGCUUUUAAAAGUUUAAUGGAAGGUGAAGAAGCACGCAAUUUGCAGUUGCAAUAUGAUAAAGCGGAAAGAUUACGUCGUAAUUUGACAGCUGAUUUUAGUGAAGCUAAUUCGAUAUAUAAUGAAAUCAGGGAAGGCUUAAGUAAGGGAAUUCAAUUCUAUUCAAGCAUGCAAGAUACAAUUGAAACUUUGCAACGCAAUAUUCAACGUUUUAUUACAGAAAGAACAAAUGAAAGAAAUCGUUUGAUUGAAAGUAUUCAAAAUAAUAAAAGUGCACGUGAACAACAACUGCUUCGUGAGACUCUAAAUAAAUAUGCCACUGCUCCACCCCUCCCACCACUUCAGACCCAUUCUUCAUCUAGCAGUCUAUCUCAAUUAACACAUCAAGCACGCCAUCUGUCCAUUCAUGAACCUAAUGCGCCCUACCAAACUCAUUAUACGCCAACUCCUCCUCCAAAGCCUCAAGCAUUUAUUCAACAACAGCAGCAGCAGCAACCGUCUACUCCUUAUGGUAUGUAUAGUACAACUCCUAUUCACCAACAACCUUCCUAUGGUUUCCAACAACAAGUACCUCAAACACAGAUGCAGACAAUACCUCCUCCUUCACAUCCAGUGAUGUAUAAUCAUCAACAACCUUAUCAGCCACAACCUCCUACUGGUUAUUCUCCUCAGCCACAACCUCAAUACCAGCAACAACAACAACCUUAUUAUAGUCAUCCAUCAAAUAUACAAUCACCUCCAUAUCCUCCACAACAGCCACAUUUUCCUACUCGUCCACCUCAGCAACAGCAAGGGUACCCCCCAUGGCAGCAACCUCAAUGGCAGCAGCAGCAGCAGCAGCCACAGCUACAGCCACAGCCACAGCCACAAAAACCACCAGGAAAUCUAUUGGAUUAA
Cokeromyces recurvatus is the source of this 3033-nucleotide messenger RNA. RefSeq names its product BRO1-like domain-containing protein. The coding region runs from base 37 to 3033 and encodes 998 amino acids. Gene Ontology annotation, biological process: protein transport to vacuole involved in ubiquitin-dependent protein catabolic process via the multivesicular body sorting pathway. The transcript is spliced from 3 exons. NCBI's taxonomy places the organism in Eukaryota, Fungi, Mucoromycota, Mucoromycetes, Mucorales, Mucoraceae. The record is from RefSeq and is a predicted model, not a curated record. Gene Ontology annotation, molecular function: protein binding. Gene Ontology annotation, cellular component: endosome.